UCUCUUACAACAAUAGAGUGGGUGUGAGUGAGAGAAAGAGAGAGAUAGAGAAAAAACAGCGCCUCCUCCAAUAAAAUCAUAUUUCUUCCUUGAAAUCAAACCCUAAUUCAUAUUCAGAAAAUGGAUUCCUAUAAUUCAUUGAUUCAUCAGCAACAGAUUGCUGCAAUUUUAGGUCCAGAUUCAACUCACUUUGAAACCCUAGUUUCGCAUCUCAUGGCAGCAGGAAAUGAACAAAGGUCACAAGCUGAAACUCUAUUCAAUCUCUGUAAACAAAAUCAUCCUGAUGCCUUUUCACUUAAACUUGCUCAUGUUCUUCAAAAUUCUUCUCAUGUUGAAAUCCGAGGUAUGUCUGCAAUUCUUCUUCGUAAACAGCUUACUCGUGAUGAUUCUUACUUAUGGCCACGUCUAUCACAAUCAACACAAUCAGCCAUUAAAUCUCAACUUCUAAUCUGUGUUCAAAUGGAAGAAGCAAAACAAAUCUCAAAGAAGUUAUGUGAUACAGUUUCUGAACUUGCUGCUGGUAUUUUGCCUGAAAAUAAAUGGCCUGAGCUUCUCCCUUUUAUGUUUCAGUGUGUUACUUCUAAUACUCCACAUCUUCAAGAAUCUUCUCUAUUGAUGUUUGCUCAAUUGUCACAGUACAUCGGGGAAACCCUAAUUCCUCAUAUCGAUACUCUUCAUAGUGUCUUCUUACAGUGUUUGGCUUCUUCCUCAAAUCCUGAUGUUCGAAUCGCUGCUCUUGGAGCUUCAAUUAAUUUUGUUCAGUGUCUGACUAGUCUGGCUGAUAGGGAUAAGUUUCAAGAUCUUUUGCCAGUGAUGAUGAAGACGUUGACCGAGGCGUUGAAUUCUGGUCAAGAGGCAACUGCUCAAGAGGCGCUUGAGUUGUUAAUUGAGUUGGCUGGAACAGAGCCAAAGUUCCUAAGGCGGCAAUUAGUGGAUGUUGUGGGAUCUAUGUUGCAGAUUGCUGAGGCAGAAUCGCUGGAGGAAGGCACUAGACACCUUGCAAUUGAGUUCGUUGUUACUCUUGCUGAAGCAAGGGAAAGGGCUCCAGGGAUGAUGAGGAAAUUGCCACAAUUUAUUAGUAGAUUGUUUGCCAUUUUAAUGAAUUUGUUGCUGGAUAUCGAGGACGAUCCUCUGUGGUAUAAUGCUGAUAAUGAAGAUGACGAGGAUGCUGGAGAGACUAGUAAUUAUGGCGUUGCACAGGAGUGUCUAGAUCGACUUUCGAUGGCGUUGGGAGGGAAUACAAUUGUUCCUGUUGCUUCCGAGCUUUUGCCAGUAUUUUUAGCUGCACCAGAGUGGCAAAAACACCAUGCAGCCCUUAUCGCUCUUGCUCAAAUAGCUGAAGGUUGCUCAAAGGUAAUGAUUAAAACUCUGGAGCAAGUGGUGAACAUGAUACUGAACUCAUUUCAAGAUCCCCAUCCUCGUGUUAGAUGGGCAGCCAUCAACGCGAUCGGCCAAUUGUCUACAGAUUUGGGUCCUGAUUUACAAGUACAGUACCAUCAAAGGGUGCUACCAGCUCUUGCAUCAGCUAUGGAUGAUUUUCAGAGUCCUCGAGUACAAGCCCAUGCUGCUUCGGCAGUCCUCAAUUUCAGCGAAAAUUGCACCUCAGAGAUCUUAACACCUUAUUUAGAUGGGAUAGUAAGCAAAUUGCUAGUCCUCUUACAGGGUGGAAAACAAAUGGUUCAAGAGGGAGCUUUGACAGCUCUAGCAUCAGUAGCUGAUUCGUCACAGGAGCACUUCCAGAAGUAUUAUGAUGUUGUUAUGCCUUACCUCAAAGCUAUCUUGCUGAAUGCGACUGACAAGUCUAACCGCAUGCUUCGUGCCAAAUCAAUGGAAUGCAUUAGUUUGGUUGGUAUGGCUGUUGGCAAGGAGAAGUUCAGAGAUGAUGCUAAGCAGGUGAUGGAAGUUCUUAUGACGUUGCAAGGAUCACAAUUGGAUACAGAUGAUCCCACAACAAGUUACAUGCUACAGGCAUGGGCAAGGCUCUGCAAGUGCCUUGGACAGGAUUUCCUCCCGUACAUGAGUGUUGUUAUGCCCCCGUUACUUCAGUCCGCUCAGCUUAAGCCUGAUUUAACCAUUACUUCUGCAGACUCAGAUGAUGAUAUAGAUCAAUCAGAUGAUGACAGUAUCGAAACAAUUACUCUUGGUGAUAAAAGAAUCGGAAUCAAGACAAGUGUCUUGGAGGAGAAAGCUACUGCAUGCAACAUGUUAUGCUGCUAUGUGGAUGAAUUGAAAGAGGGUUUCUAUCCAUGGAUUGAUCAGGUGGCUCCUAUUUUAGUUCCACUUCUGAAGUUCUAUUUCCAUGAAGAAGUUAGGAGGGCAGCUGUUUCAGCUAUGCCGGAGCUACUACGUUCUGCUAAAUCAGCUGUAGAGAAGGGGCAAGCGCAAGGUCGUAAUGAAACCUAUGUUAAGCAGUUGUGUGACUAUAUUGUACCAGCUUUGGUGGAAGCUCUACACAAGGAGCCGGAGACAGAUAUCUGUGCAUGUAUGUUGGACGCGUUGAGUGAAUGCGUGCAGAUUUCGGGUCCGCUUCUUGAUCAGAGCCAAGUUAGAACUGUGGUGGAUGUGACAAAGGAAGUGAUCACUGCUAGCUCAACUAGAAAACGAGACUUGGCAGAGAGGUCAAAGGCAGAGGAUUUUGAUGCUGAGGAAGGGGAGUUGCUCAAAGAAGAAAACGAGCAAGAAGAAGAAGUGUUUGAUCAAGUUGGUAAUUUGCUGGGCGCUUUGAUUAAAACAUUCAAGGCCUCUUUCUUGCCGUUCUUUGACGAGCUUUCCUCAUACGUAAUAGCUAUGUUGGGCAAGGAUAAAACACCUGAUGAGAGAAGGAUAGCUAUUUGCAUUUUUGAUGAUGUAGCUGAACAAUGCCGAGAAGCAGCUCUCAAAUAUUAUGAUACUUAUCUUCCUUUCCUAUUGGAAGCUUGCAACGAUGAAGAUUCAGAUGUUCGUCAGUUAAUAGGAAAUUUUAUUCAGGCUGCUGUUUAUGGAGUUGGAGUUUGUGCAGAGUUUGGUGGAUCUGGGUUUAAGCCUCUAGUGGGAGAGGCCCUUUCCAGGCUAAAUGUUGUAAUAAGGCAUCCUAAUGCACUAUCUUCGGAGAAUGUAAUGGCGUAUGACAAUGCUGUUUCAGCUCUCGGGAAAAUAUGCCGGUACCAUCGUGAUAGUAUUGAUGCAGCACAGGUAGUUCCUGCUUGGUUAAGUUGCUUACCCAUCAAAGGUGAUCUAAUUGAGGCCAAACUUGUACAUGAUCAGCUUUGUUCGAUGGUUGAGGGGUCAGAUGGUGAGCUUCUAGGCCAGAAUAAUCAAUAUCUUCCUAAAAUUGUUGCUGUCUUUGCCGAGGUUUUAUGUGCUGGUAAGGAUUUGGCGACAGAUCAAACUUCCAGCCGGAUGAUUAAUCUGUUAAGGCAACUUCAGCAGACAUUACCACCUGCCCUUCUGGCACAAACCUGGUCCUCCUUGCAGCCUCAGCAACAGCUUGCUUUGCAAUCAAUAAUGUCACCUUAGUUUCUUGCUGGCAUUGGUUGCCGAGAGCUGUUGAUUCUGGUCUGUUGUUUGCUUAUUAAUGGGAGUUCCCUAUUUAUCACCCAUUCUUUUUGAAUAAUGCAUUUCCCAUAUUUUGUGGCUAAUGCAAUGGUAUUUGGUUGAGGUUCAUGAGUUUUAGCGGUUGAAAGGUUAUUGUUGUGUAAUUGUGUAUAUUUGAGCGGUAUUGGGAUUUUGGUGUGAUUAUGUGCCUGAGAGAAGAGUGAAAGGACAACCAGAAAAAGAUAGAAUAAUAAAGAAUAUAGUAAACAGAGUAAUCAUAAAAUGAAAGAAGAAAGGAGUUCAGGUUGUUGGAGGUUUAUAUUUGUUUUUAGGGGUUGAUAAAUUUUGUUGAGGCAAUUAUUGCAGCAGUUUUGGUGUUUGUUUUCCUCAUUUGAAUUUAAUAAACUGUGAGAAGUGAGAACAGUAUAGUAUUUGGUAUUACAAAUAUUCUGAUAGUCCAAAUUUCUUUUGUGUCA
Papaver somniferum (opium poppy) is the source of this 3989-nucleotide messenger RNA. RefSeq names its product importin-5-like. The coding region runs from base 121 to 3495 and encodes 1124 amino acids. The transcript is spliced from 20 exons. Gene Ontology annotation, cellular component: nucleus; cytoplasm. Lineage: Eukaryota; Viridiplantae; Streptophyta; Magnoliopsida; Ranunculales; Papaveraceae. Gene Ontology annotation, molecular function: protein binding; nuclear import signal receptor activity. Gene Ontology annotation, biological process: protein import into nucleus. The record is from RefSeq and is a predicted model, not a curated record.